AUGGCUCGUUUCAACCCUCCAGCGCCUUUCGACUUCAGCUCACCGGACCAGUGGCCCGCGCGGAAACUCCGUUUCACCCGUUUUCGUGCCGCCACCAAACUGAGUUCCGACCCGGGAGAAACUCAGGUGGCCACUUUGUUGUAUGCUCUCGGACCCAACGCCGACUCCUUGUUCGAGUACCAACUCGGACUAUCCGAGGACGACAAGAAGAAAUAUGACGAGGUCGUCAGUGCUUUCGACACGUACUUCCGCCCCUCUACCAAUGUUGUUCAUGAACGGGCUAAAUUUGAACAGCUUGUACAACAACCCAGCCAGACCGUAGAGGAGUUUGUCCGUGCUCUGUACAAAGCUGCAGAGUAUUGUGAGUUUGCUGGCACGAAGGAUGAGCGUAUCAGAGACCGCUUCGUCGCCCACAUGCUGGACAAGCGGGUGAGUCGGGAGUUGCAGAUGAAAGACACGAGCGAGCAAACUCUCGCCAAAGUUGUUGCGUUCGCACGGCACGCCGAAGCUGUCCAGCAACAGGUUGCAGCCCAAUCGCGCAGUGGCUUGGCCGCCGCCAGCUCGAUUUCAGACGAUGAUGCCUCAGCCUCAGCUGUCCAGUCGCACCGUGGUGGUCGAUCUAUGCCGAAGAGCAGACCGCAUGGUAGCUACAAAUCUGCAGCAACGCCGCCUGCGACCGAAUCGAAGUGCCCGAACUGUGGUGGAAGCCACCACUCGCAACGCGAUCAGUGCCCAGCCAGAGGCCAGUACUGCAAAGCCUGUGGCAAGCGCAACCACUUCGCGCGAGUUUGCCGAUCGAAACCAUCCACCUCUGCCGUCACGAACGACUCUCCGGACUCUCUAUUUGUUGGCCACACGAUGUGCGCACAAAGUGUAAGUGAUUCACCCUGGUUGGCAGAUCUAGCUAUCGGAAAGAGUGUAGUCCAGUUCAAGCUAGAUACUGGAGCUGAUGUCUCUACCAUGUCCGUGCAAUCAUACAAUACACUGCAGCCCAAGCCGUCCUUAUCUGCUACUAGUGCCCAGCUGAGAGGAGCGAAUGACCAGACUAUGCAGGUCCUGGGUGUAUUUGAGGCUCAAUGCUCCUUUCAAUCUCAGUCCACUACCAUACCCAUCUUUGUUCUAGAUGGUGCCAGCACUAGCCUGCUCAGCCGAUCUGCGUGCACAGCACUGGGUCUAGUCCAGCGUCUGGCUGAAGUGCAAGGUCCAGUCCCACUCGUACAGUGUAUGGUUGGUCCUGCUGCGCAGAUUCACUUAACUUCCGACGCCACACCGUAUCACUGCCUGACAGCUCGCAGAGUUCCUCAUCACCUGUAUUCGAAAGUACGUGAAGAACUGCACUGCAUGGAAGAUGGCGACAUCAUUGCGCGUGUCGACGAACCCACAGACUGGUGUUCGCCUAUGGUGCCCGUCCUCAAACCUAACGGCAAGGUACGCAUCUGUGUCGACCUGAAGCGUCUUAAUGCGUCUGUCAAGCGGGAGACAUUUCAGCUGCCAACGUUAGAAGAUGCCCUGUCUUCACUGGCCGGAGCGACUGUGUUCACGACAUUGGACACUGCUAACGGAUUCUGGCAAGUCCCACUCAGUCCCGAUUCUGCCCGUUUGACCACCUUCAUCACGCCGUUCGGCAGGUUCUACUUCAAGCGACUGCCAUUCGGCAUCACAUCAGCACCUGAGAUUUUCCAGAAGCGUCUCACCAACCUUCUGGACCAGCUCCCGGGUGUGUUCGUCUACAUGGACGAUAUCAUUGUCUCUGGCCGUACGCGAGAAGAACACGACCGUAACCUAGCUGCCGUACUAGACAUCCUGCAGAAAGCCAACGUCACGCUGAACAUGACGAAAUGUCACAAGCGUCAGGCCGAAGUGAAGUUCCUUGGUCACAUCUUCUCCGCCAAAGGUCUCCACCCUGACCCAGCGAGAGUGUCCAGCGUCGCUAAUCUGAAGCCGCCCAAGAACGUCACGGAACUGAAGCGCAUUCUCGGCAUGUUCGCGUUCAUGUCACGCUUCAUUCCCAAUCUCUCAGAAGUCAGCGCCCCACUGCGUCUUCUACUGGGGCAUGACACCGCAUGGGAGUGGUCUGCUACACAACAACAGGCCCUGGACAAGCUCAAACAGCUUGCCACCAAUGCGCCCUGCCUCACGUUCUUCGACCCAAUCAAGCGCCACGGUCAUCAGCGCUGA
Sycon ciliatum is the source of this 2178-nucleotide messenger RNA. RefSeq lists its product as uncharacterized. The coding region runs from base 1 to 2178 and encodes 725 amino acids. Gene Ontology annotation, molecular function: nucleic acid binding; zinc ion binding. Lineage: Eukaryota; Metazoa; Porifera; Calcarea; Leucosolenida; Sycettidae. The transcript has a single exon. The record is from RefSeq and is a predicted model, not a curated record.